AUGGCUCCGCGCAGAAAGCAGGCCGCAGCGGCCAAACCACCCCUCGAGGGCUGCACAGUCGUCUUGAGCGGCCGCUUCACCAGCCUCGGCCACACUCAGGGCACCAUGGAGGCUCUCGUCCGCACGCUCGGUGGCGGCACGGCCAAGACGAUGACCGCCCAGGGCAUAACGCACCUCGUCUGCACCGAGAAAGACUACGAAAACGGGAGCAGCAAGGUGGCGGGUGCGAGGGCGGCCGGAGACUUGCCCAUUGUCAAACCCGAUUGGAUUUUCGAGUGCCAGAGGCAGAACAAAACGCUCGCGACCGACGAGUUCCUCUGGACGACACCUGCGCCCGCGCCCGUGCUCACGACUGCAUCCGCCUCGGCCGCCUCCUCCCCCGAAGACACGGCCACGGCCAUGGCAGGCAAGCGAGCGUCGGCGAGUGCUGUCAAGGACGAGGCCGGGGACGAGGCCGACGCCGUGCCCCCGGUCAAGAGACGGCGAGCCGACGGUUGCUCCGGCCGGGCCGCGGCCGUGGAUGGCAUGGCCGACGCCGAGGAGGAAAAGGGCGCGGCCGAGGUGGUGGUCGAAGGACAGUUUGUCAAGAAGGAGGGCUUCACCAUUCCCCUGGAUGAGUUCUGCAGCCUUGACAGCUAUCAAGUCCACGUCGACCCGGGCUCCGGCAUGAUCUACGACGCCUCGCUGAACCAGUCCAGCACCAGCAACAACCACAACAAGUUUUACCGGCUUCAGAUAUUGCGGGACGCCUCGGGCGGCACCUUCAGGACGUGGACCCGAUGGGGCCGCGUCGGCGAGGCCGGCCAGAGCGCCAUCCUCGGCAACGGCUCGCUCGACGACGCGCUCAAAAUCUUCGAGAAAAAGUUCCGCGACAAGUCCGGCCUGCGAUGGGACGACCGUGGCGACGCGCCCCGGCCGGGAAAGUACGCCUUCGUGGAGCGCAGCUACCUUGGCGACUCGGACGACGAGGCGGACGCGAAACCAGCCCCGGCAGCGGGCCGGGACGAGGUGGUGACGGUGGCCGACUGCACCCUGGCCCCGCCGGUCCGGGAGGUCGUCGAGCUCAUCUUCAACCAGACGUACUUCCAGCAGACCAUGAUCUCGCUCAACUACGACGCCGACAAGCUGCCCCUCGGCAAGCUCAGCAAGGCCACCAUCCUUCGAGGCUUCCAGCAGCUCAAGGACCUCGCCGCCCUCAUGGACGACGCGUCGCUCGCGGCCAGCCGGUGGGAGACGAGCGUCGGCGAGGCCACGGAGCGGCUCUCCAACGCGUACUACUCGCUCAUCCCGCACGUCUUCGGUCGCCACCGGCCGCCGGUGAUCAACACGGACGGCCAGCUCCGGAGGGAAAUCGAGCUGCUCGAGAGCCUGUCGGACAUGAAGGAUGCGGCCGAGAUGAUGAAGAUUGACCGCAGGCCGAGCGUCGGCGACGUGCACCCUCUGGACCGCCAGUUUGCGAACCUCGGCAUGCAGGAGAUGUCGCCCCUCGACCGGGCCGGCCACGAGUUUGGACGGCUCCGGGACUACCUGGCCGGAAGCAAGGGCUCGACGCACGCCGUCGACUACGACGUCCGGAACAUCUUCCGCAUCGAGCGCGAGGGCGAGCGCGCGCGCUUCGACUCGUCCCGCUUCGCGACGAUGCCCUCGGACCGCCGGCUCCUCUGGCACGGCUCGCGCGCCACCAACUUUGGCGGCAUCCUGAGCCAGGGCCUGCGGAUCGCGCCCAAGGAGGCGCCCGUCUCGGGCUACAUGUUCGGCAAGGGCAUCUACCUCGCCGACAUGUCGUCCAAGUCGGCCAACUACUGCUGCUCCCACAACUCCAACGGCCACGCGCUGCUGCUGCUCUGCGAGGCCGAGCUCGGCGACCCGAUGCAGAAGCUCACCGACGCCAGCCACGACGCCGGCGAGGACGCCAAGGCCAAGGGCCUCGCGAGCACCAUGGGCAUGGGCGGCACGGGGCCGAGCCGUUGGGUCGACGCAGGCACCGUGCACGAGAGCCUCCGGGGCACCCGCAUGCCCGACGUCGACGUCAAGCCGAGCGACACGGGCAUCGAGAAGGCGCACCUGUACUACAACGAGUACAUUUGCUACGACGUCGCACAGGUCAGGCUUCGAUAUCUGUUUCACGUCAAGAUGUAA
Molecule: messenger RNA, 2139 nt
Organism: Drechmeria coniospora
Lineage: Eukaryota; Fungi; Ascomycota; Sordariomycetes; Hypocreales; Ophiocordycipitaceae
Exons: 3
Coding region: 1-2139 (712 amino acids)
Molecular function (GO): NAD+ poly-ADP-ribosyltransferase activity
Source: RefSeq, a predicted model, not a curated record